Messenger RNA from Motacilla alba alba, 2839 nucleotides. It is a transcript of the gene SLC15A4, whose product is annotated as solute carrier family 15 member 4. Gene Ontology annotation, cellular component: membrane. NCBI's taxonomy places the organism in Eukaryota, Metazoa, Chordata, Aves, Passeriformes, Motacillidae. Gene Ontology annotation, molecular function: L-histidine transmembrane transporter activity. Gene Ontology annotation, biological process: histidine transport; oligopeptide transport; transmembrane transport. The record is from RefSeq and is a predicted model, not a curated record. The coding region runs from base 1 to 1740 and encodes 579 amino acids. The transcript has 8 exons.
AUGGACGAGGCCGAGCCGAGCGAGCGCAGCCCUCUGCUGAGCAGCGGCGAGCGCGGCCGGGCGGCCAGCAGCGCCUUCCAGGGCCGGCGGCUGGCCUGCGCCGCCGUGCUGCUGGCCGAGCUGCUGGAGCGAGUGGCCUUCUACGGCAUCACCUCCAACCUGGUGCUGUUCCUCAACGGGCCGCCCUACGGCUGGGAGGGCGCGCAGGCCAGCCAGGCGCUGCUGCUCUUCAUGGGCAUCACCUACCUGGUGUCGCCGUUCGGCGGCUGGCUGGCCGACGCCCUGCUGGGCAAGUUCGGCACCAUCCUGCUCAGCAUGGCGCUCUACCUGCUGGGCAUGCUGGCCUUCCCCGUCAUCGCCGCGCCGCACACCCGCCAGGGCCUCUGCGGGGACGUCCCCCUGUUCCCCGUGGAGAACUGCUCCUCUCCGGCGGCCAACGCCACCCUGGCGCCCUGCUCGCAGGUGGGAGCCACCCGCUACUGUGCCACCGCCACCUUCGUGGGACUGGUCCUCGUGGGGCUGGGCGUCGGCUCGGUCAAGGCCAACAUCACCCCGUUCGGGGCAGACCAGGUCAAAGACCGGGGUCCGGAAGCCACAAGAAGGUUUUUUAAUUGGUUUUAUUGGAGCAUUAAUUUGGGAGCCAUCCUCUCUCUGGGAGGCAUUGCCUACAUCCAGCAGAACGUGAGCUUUGUGAUCGGGUACAGCAUCCCAACAGUCUGCAUCGGGAUUUCCUUCAUGGUGUUCUUGUGUGGGCAGAGCUUCUUCAUCACCAAGCCUCCCGAUGGCAGCGCCUUCACAGACAUGUUCAGAAUUCUCACCUACUCCUGCUGCUCCAAGAAGAGCCACGGGGAGCACUCGGCAAGCAGUGAAGGCCAGGGAGUGCUGCACCCGCCUCGCAGGCAGAGCCUCUUCGAGAUGGCCAAGCUGUCUCGGGGGGGCCCCUUCAGAGAAGAUAAGGUAGAGGAUGUGAAAGCUCUUGUCAAGAUCAUCCCUGUCUUCCUGGCUUUAAUACCUUACUGGACAGUGUAUUUUCAAAUGCAGACAACAUACGUGUUGCAGAGUCUCCACCUGAAAAUCCCCGAGAUAUCCAAUGACACCAACUCCAUCCACACGUUCCCAGCAGCCUGGCUGACCAUGUUUGAUGCAGUGCUUAUCCUGAUCCUGAUACCCCUGAAGGACAAACUGGUGGACCCCAUUUUGAAGAGGAAUGGCUUGCUGCCCUCCUCCCUGAAGAGGAUUGCAGUCGGGAUGUUCUUUGUGAUGUGCUCUGCCUUUGCUGCAGGAAUUCUGGAAAGCAACAGACUGAAAAUUGUGAAGGUUAAAACCAUUAACCAGACCAUUGGGAAUGUCACAUACCACGCUGCAGACUUGCCAAUCUGGUGGCAGAUCCCUCAAUAUGUGCUGAUUGGAUUCAGUGAAAUAUUUGCAAGUAUAGCAGGGCUAGAGUUUGCCUAUUCAGCUGCUCCCAAGUCCAUGCAGAGUGCCAUUAUGGGGCUGUUCUUUUUCUUCUCGGGGAUUGGCUCCUUCGUGGGCUCUGGGUUGUUGGCACUGGUGUCUGUUAAAGAAAUUGGCUGGAUGAGCAAUCACACGGAUUUUGGCAAUAUCAAUGGCUGCCAAUUAAACUAUUACUUCUUCCUGCUGGCUGCUAUCCAGGGAGCCACCCUGCUGCUUUUCCUGAUCGUCUCUGUGAAGUACGAGCACCACAAGGCCAAGGCCGGCGAGGCCAACGGGAGGCUGUGACCGCGGGGCACUCAGUGCCAGCACGGGGAGGGCAGUGCCCCCGCAGCAGUCCUGCCUGCAGGGACCCUGCAGCCCUGCCUGGGAGAGUGGAAGUGCCUUAGGGCAGGGCUGCUUCUUGCACUACGGCCUGGCAGGGACAGCAGAGCUGCACUGAAGCCCCUGCAGGCGUUCGGGCUGCUCUCUGCUCAGGGGAGAUGUUUACUGGGCUCCUGAGGCUGGCACACCUGGAGGGCACUGCAGGUGACCCGAUGUGGAGCUGUGACACCCUGCAGGCCAGGCCUGCCCUGAGGACACAGGAGGGAAACCACUGACAGCAGCCUCAGGCAGUGCGUGGGAGUCAUUCUGGGGUGAGAAACAGGGACAAAUUAAACUACAGAUUAGCACAGCCUAAAUUUCAUGAUUGACCUGGUACUGACAGUGUAUCCAGGAUUUCAGACUUGCAGUCAGGAGUAUCCAGGACUGAGGACUGAAUCCCAAAUCCCAGUAGCUGGGCAGACAGCUGCUGCAGACUGGUGCACAACUCACACUAGUUGGGAUUGAAGCUGUUUGACUGCAGCAAUAUUCUUAUUUUUGAGCCUGCUUUAGAUCUCUUAGGACAACAGCCACCUUUGGACAAGGCCCUGUUCAGUCUAACACCGUUCCUCCCCUAGGGAUAUCCCACAUAUCUGCAGGAAGCAAAGCAAGCUGGAAUUCUGAGCAGAUCAAUGCACAGCAACCAUUUAGCAGCCUUUAGCCAGCUCCUUCAGUCUUGUCUUACUUUCAGUUAACGUGCUCCAGGGUUUGGAUCUUUCAGCAACACAUUCCUCCAGCAGAGCAAACGGCUUUAUGUUCAGCCUCUUGAAUUUUAAUGACUCUAACAACUGUGCUUCAGAGUGUGUGCAGACUGCUAUGGAAGGUCAAGGAAUUAUGCAGAAAGAAAAUAAAACCUUUUUAUUAAUGUGUUGAAUUUUUAUAGUUUCCUUUGUCUGCAGUUCUGUUGUUUAAAAUGUCCUUAUUUUGUACCUGGACAUCUUUUUAAUGAGUUUACAAAAUAAAAUGAACCUCCAUGCUGUGACUUUCGACCCUUUGUUUCUAGGUGAAUAAAAUGAUACUACAACUG